UGAGAGGCGAGGGUGGGCAGGGCCGCGCGGGGAGAAACUUGAAGGAGCGAAGUGGGCAAGGAGCGCGCGAAGGAGUGAGUGGGGCGCCUGCGGGAGGAGAGCAGCGUGUGGUCGGAAGGCAGCAAGAGCAGGAGCAACGGUGCCGGCCACUCUCCUCCGCCAACGCCGCCCAUCGCCUUCUCUGCCCCAGUUUGCCUUCUUCUGGGAGAGCCCCCUUUCUUUGAUCCAAGCUGCCCCUCGGAAAAGGAAGAAAAGGGGGACCGCAAAGGGAGACGCGCACCCCGUGGACAUCCCUUGCCAAGGAAAGCCAAAGAAAAGGGGUUGCCACCAAGUUUUGAUUUGUUUUUCCCCUUCCUCUCCAUUAAAGGAUCGACCUUCCUGGCGAAAUCUUUGAAAGGAGAUAAGUAUUGGAUUCUUCUGGUUCGCCUUCACAGGAGAAAAUAAGAACACGAACUGGUUUUUCUGGAAGAAGGAGACAAGGAAUGGGAAAUCCAAGCAGGGACUCAAAAGUUCCUCGCCUUUGAACUUUGAAAAGUUGCAAACCCCGCAAGCAAAGCACAGGCAGGUUGGGCUGGUGUUGUAGUUGAGCUUGUGUUGGGUUACUUUGUGUUGCACUCUCCUGACUCUCCCCUUUCGUGAUUUAAACUGAGAGCCAAUAUUUUCUUUGUGCUGCUUUUCUGCAAUGCUGGUUUGGCUGUCUCUUCCCAGCUUGGAUAUCCUUCCUUGCCUGCCCUGCUUUUCAAAUUGACUUUUCGCACCCAGGAGUUUUGAGUGGCGGAAAAGGAGGUACAAACUAAAACUUUGUUUACUUUUUUGAAAGAAGAAGCAGCCCCGCUGGAGACAGUGUCACCAUGUCUUUCAAUGGCUCAUUCCUCUCCUUGGGCAACGGGACCCUCCCCGUGGCCCACCCAGCGGACACCAGCAAGGCCCUGACCAUCCCCACAGUCAUGUUCAUCUUUGGCGUGGUGGGCAACCUGGUGGCCAUCGUGGUGCUGUGCAAGUCCCGCAAGGAGCAGAAGGAGACCACUUUCUACACGCUGGUCUGUGGCCUGGCCGUCACCGAUCUGUUGGGCACCUGCCUGGUGAGCCCCGUCACCAUCGCCACCUACCUGAAGAAAGAGUGGCCCGGCGGGCAGCCUCUCUGCGAGUACAGCACCUUUAUCUUGCUCUUCUUCGGCCUCUCUGGGCUCAGCAUCAUCUGCGCUAUGUCCAUUGAGCGCUACUUGGCCAUCAACCACGCCUACUUCUACAGCCACUACGUGGACAAGAAGCUGGCCGCCCUCACCCUCUUUGCCAUCUACGUCUCCAACGUCCUCUUCUGCGCCCUGCCCAGCAUGGGCCUGGGCAGCACCAAGCUCCAGUACCCACAGACCUGGUGCUUCAUCGACUGGAGGACCAACAUCUCCUCCCAUGCCGCCUUCUCCUACAUGUACGCCGGCUUCAGCUCCUUCCUCAUCCUGGUCACCGUGGUCUCCAACGUCUUGGUCUGCGCUGCCCUGAUCCGCAUGCACCGCCAGUUCAUGCGCCGCACCUCGCUGGGCACCGAUCAGGCCUCCAACCGCCUCUCGGACUUUCGGCGCCGGCGCAGCUUUCGGCGCAUGGCUGGAGCGGAGAUCCAGAUGGUCAUCUUGCUCAUAGCCACCUCCUUGGUGGUGCUCAUCUGCUCCAUCCCUCUUGUGGUGCGUGUGUUUGUGAACCAGCUGUACCAGCCACCUUUAGUGGAGGACAUUCAACAAAACCCUGAUCUCCAGGCCAUCCGCAUUGCCUCAGUGAACCCUAUUCUCGAUCCCUGGGUCUAUAUUCUGCUGCGUAAGACUGUGCUGAUCAAAGCCAUCGAGAAGGUCAAAUGUCUCUUCUGCCGUAUUGGAGGAGCCCGUCGGCAGCACUCAGGAAGCAAUUUCAACUGUGCCGACGGGCGCAGGGCAUCCUCUGCCACAGCCACCCAUUCUCCAUCCUUCAUCUCUCGAGAGUUGCGGGAGAUCAGCAGCACCUCGCAGACACUUCUGUACCCUCUGGAGCCGAGUGAAGGGACAGUCGGGGACCGUAUGCUAUUGCCUGGGGCCAGCAGCAACUUGGCUCAAUCAGAUACCACAUCUGUAAGGACACUGAGAAGUUCAGAUACUUCAGAGUCUUCACAGGGACAGGAUGAGAAUGCAUUUUUGGUGAAUGAACUCAGGCCUAAUGGGGUGAACCCCAAUCCAAAGAGCAGCUCUCUUCAGGUCACCUUCCCUAGUGAGACGCUGAACUUAUCAGAGAAGUGUAUAUAAAUGUUGGAGGACUUAUACACAAGGUGGUCCUUCAAAAGAUCGCCCCAGAGGAAUUGGCAUAACAAGAUGGAUCAAAUGCCCAGCUCUUGCCAUUUGAUCUAUUGUGACCUGCCAUGACUAAGGCACAACCAAGACCUAUCUGGCUUUUCACUUUCUCAGUCCAAUGGGAUCAAGUAGCCAUUUGGAGCAAGGUGGAAAUGGGCACUAUAGGCCCACACACAUGGGCAGCCAUCAGAGGUGGAAGCUAAGCACCCUGACCUCUUGGUUGCUACACCUUCAGGCACUGGGUAUGCCUUUUGUGGUGGGAAAAGAGGGUAGCUGCUAUAUCUUUGUACUUUCAUUAUUAUAUGAUAAGCACAUUUUUUGCAGGAGAUGUGAGGACCAUCUCCACUUUGCAGACCGUCUUCUGCUAUCAGGCCCUGCUAAUGUAACAGAUGAAUGUAUUGGUGCCAGAAGCGUAGGCUGCAGCUUGUGCCUUGUCUUGCCCUGUGACAUAGGACUGUUUUCCAGGGUUACAAAGAGUUGUAAUUUUCCCCCAGUUCAUUUAGAAUUGAAGCAUACUUAUCCCUGAUUCCUUUCCCCUCCUUAUUAUGGAAUAAGGUUGAGAGAGAACUGACUACAAGUUAGCUGCUGAUAGCUGUGCAUAACUGCUUCAGAUGAUAUAUGAAAGUGAAAAUCUCUCAAUUGAUGUGAAAAAAUGUGAAUUUUUUUCUCUGGCUGUAUAUAUAUAUAUACGUAUUUUGUCUGAAUGUAUUUAAAAACUUUAUAUUCUUCUCUGUGAGAAGGUUAAUUAUUAAUACAACGUAUACUGAAAAAGAAUGUUGCCAGCCCUCUUUGCCUCCAAAUGCCUGUUGUUAGAUAAUUUUACAUUAAGAUUUAUUUUUGAAAGAUGCAGAUUCAGUGGUCCAAAGCAGAACUAAAUCAUAGGACAAGGACGGAGGAGGUUGGAAUUAAACUGAAAUAUAUUGUAAUAGCACCAGGGAAAAUAAAGGCUUUCUGUUUUUCAACAUUUUGCUCAUAUUGUGUGUGCACACCCAAACAAGAAAGUGGAAUUUAUGUGCUGUGAAUGCAUGCUUGUAAAAAUGAAAUGGCUCCUACUUAGGCUAAUAAUACAGUUCUCUAAACAUGUGAUGCCCACUUCUUUGCAGGCUUACUUACAGAAAAUCUCCAUUGUCUUAAUUGCACUUUGUUGUUAAGCGCAUCCACUUCAACUUACGGCAACCCAAUGAAUGAGAGACCUCUGCUCAGGUCUUUCAAACUCAGGUCUGUGGCUUCCAUCUGUAAUGCUUUUUUGUGCCUUUCCUACUGCCUCCUACCUUGCCAAGCAUCAUUGUCUUUUCUAGUGUGUCAUGUCUCCUCAUGAUAUGUCCAAGACGUGACAGUCUCAAUUUAGUCAUCUUGGCUUUGAAGAAGGCUCCUGGCUUGGUUUGUUCUAGGACCUAUUUAUGUGUCUCCUAUGCACUAGUGGUCAUGAAUAGUGACACUGGCAGAGGUAUCAGCGGUGGUAAACCACUCCUGAAAAGUUCCAUCUUAAAAAUCUUAUGAUCAGACAAAAAUUGUACUUCCUCCAAAAUAAACCGUUAUUGAAUUGCAGCCUUAAGAACCUUAAUAGGGGUGACUGCAAUAUCUAACCACUCUUCUAAAAGGUUUUUGGGAUCCAGAUCUAACAUAUUUCUGCCUGAGAUCACUUUAAUCAGCACUAAGCUAGGAUACUUGAAAAGAAAACCUCAUAAAUUGAGUUAGGCCAUGUCUUUAGGAGUGUAAUCCCAGACCAGGUCAUGCACGCAGUAUCUCCGUGCAAGAACACUUAAAGAUGUUAAUUGGGUAAUAUUCCAAUUAGGAUUGCAUUACUAGCUGCACAUGAGGAAUUUUCACGCUGCCUCUGAAAUGUACAUGUUUAGGAGAGGUCAAAUUAGAGCUACUGAACUGUGUAAAAUUUGAGGAUGUGUGUUGUGGUGGUUGGAUUAGGAAUCUAACAGAUCAGGAUUCAAAUCCCCUCUUGGGAAUAGAAACCCAUUGGGUGACCUUAGGCUAGUCAUAUUCCCCCAGGCUCAAUGUAACAGUAACAAACUCUGAAUAAAUCUUGCUAGGAAAACCCAAUGAUGGGUUCACUUUAGAGUUAAUAUAUGGUAGAAAUAAUUUAAGGAUACACAAGAGAAUGUGCCUGGCCCUCACUGUAGACCUACCACUUUAUGUAAAGGGGCCACAAACCAAGCUGUAAGCAGUGCCUCUACUUUAAUGCUAAUGAGAUGUUUCUACGUGGUAUACUCUACCUAAACAGACAAACUUACACCAAACAGCACUUUUACAUUCCCCAUAAAACACAAAGAAGGGAGGGGUAGGAAAAGUGGAAUGUUCCAAAUAUUAUUGGGCUGCAGUUCCAAACAUUCUUCACCAUUAGCUAUGUUGUUAGGGCCACUGGAAUCAGUACUCUAGUGACAUCUGGAAAAUACUUUAUGCCACCAGAAAGAAGUACCAUAUACACAAUUGUAAAGCAUAUGAAAUUUGGGACUAGAAGAAAUAUGAUGUCAAUGUUCAAACUUUUUGUGAGUGAGCCUAGAGAUUUACAGUGUUUGUGUGCUUGAUGCAGUGUGAUCUUGCCAAUUUGUGAAUGUGACAUGUUUUCUUUGGGAGCGUUCCAGAGAUGCAACCCUACUCCAAUAAGUUACUAUAUCACAACUCAUCCUGACAUCCCGACUAUACUGUGUAGACCUGAUGGGAGUUGUUGUCUAAUAACGUAUGGAUCUUAACCUCUGGUGGGGUGAAAACUCUGCCAACACCACAGCUUUUGUGUCAUUUUAGCGAUUUUGAAAUGUGAUUGCCCAAACUGGUCUUAUGGAAAAUCUUUCCCAUAAUUUUUUUACACAGAUACCAAGAAUUUGCACUACUGCUUUGGAAAUACUUAAACCACUAACAGAUUAAAUGGAUAUUAGAGGGACCAAUAGCCAUAAGAUUUCACUUCAUUAAAAUAAAAGACCAGAAGAAAUGUUUUACUUUUGUGCCAUAUUCAGCAGGCUGGAUUUUUGUGCCCAAAUGUUGUUACCUUGUGCAGAUAUUCAAAAGUCUGGUGUCUGUCCCCCAUCCCCACCACACCAGGAACAUGUUGUGCAUGUUACAUAGUUUAAUGUGGUUUUCCUGUGAAUCGCUUUCUGUUGGAAUUCCAUUUCUGGGCCUAAAUAUCAGUCAGUGAUACAUUUUACAAAACUGUUUGUACUUACACAGAUCUCUUUUGGAAAUCAGAAUUAAAUACAGAUAUACCACUGAA
Anolis carolinensis (green anole) is the source of this 5532-nucleotide messenger RNA. It is a transcript of the gene ptger4, whose product is annotated as prostaglandin E receptor 4. Gene Ontology annotation, molecular function: prostaglandin E receptor activity. Gene Ontology annotation, biological process: cellular response to prostaglandin E stimulus; negative regulation of inflammatory response; adenylate cyclase-activating G protein-coupled receptor signaling pathway. Gene Ontology annotation, cellular component: plasma membrane. The record is from RefSeq and is a predicted model, not a curated record. The transcript has 2 exons. Bases 852 to 2267 code for a protein of 471 amino acids. NCBI's taxonomy places the organism in Eukaryota, Metazoa, Chordata, Lepidosauria, Squamata, Anolidae.